Pomacea canaliculata is the source of this 1301-nucleotide messenger RNA. RefSeq lists its product as uncharacterized. The transcript is spliced from 6 exons. The coding region runs from base 312 to 1283 and encodes 323 amino acids. Lineage: Eukaryota; Metazoa; Mollusca; Gastropoda; Architaenioglossa; Ampullariidae. The record is from RefSeq and is a predicted model, not a curated record.
GUCUGUGGGCGGGUGGGUGAGUCUGUGUGUGUGUGUGUGAGUGUGAAUGUCGCGUGCGUAAGUGUGAGUAAAAGGGAAUAAAAAGAUGUUCAACCACAGGUAGGCAUGAUACAGGGGUUUGAGACGACGAGGAUCACAUUCUCAAGAAACAGCCCUGACUGCACGGUUAGGGUUAACUCCUGUAAGACUUCGCUCCCGCGCGCUCAUAACGUGCUGUCAUCCUAUGAUACAACAACCCACCUAAGCUCAUCCACAAUUCCCAUUGAGUGUGUCCAACAGCAGAAGGGUCCAACAGGGUCACUCAUACAGCGAUGACGAGAGUCAGCCUCUUCAUUCUUCUCCUCUCGGGAGUCACCCUACUGCCUAGCUAUUGCAGACAGACUCAGGAAGAGGGAGCAACAAAAGCAGACUCAAGGACUGUCCUGGGGUGUAAGGGAGACAAUCUGACCCUGCACAAACCCGACAUCGGAGUUACUGUUCUUUUUACUUCUGUAUUUCGAGGGGAAAACUCCCUGGCAAAUUCGUUUAUAGCGGCAUCUGGAGAGUUUCAUGACCGAUUGGCCGUGGAAAUGGACGGAAGAGUGAUCCUCAGCAAUCUGAUUCCCGACGACUUUGGGAAAUACCGUGUGGAGGUCCAACUGUCCAAAAGCAGACAGAUCCAGCACAGCUUGAGAUUAGUGAUCAGCGAACCACCAGAAACUAAAUACGGGACGUUACUCGUGACCAAUAUUCCAACAUCGGGGAACAACUCUGUACGUCUGACAUGUGGCAACUUCACGUCUCUGGGUUUUCCCCCUGUGUCUGUUAUAUGGAAGGAUCCACGCGGUGACAUGUUACCCAAUGAUGGAUUUGAAGACCAAGCCUUCUACCUGGAUUUACCUUUGAGUAGUGCGGUGUCCGGCGACUACUGUUGUCAGCUGGACUGUCGCGCCCCCGACUAUUGCUGUCUGGACCCGCAGUCGCCACUCAGACAGUGCGCGCCGGUGCACGUGCAGACGGACACGGUAGAGGAGGUCAAGAAGGUGGACUGUCCCUCUCUAGACAGCUUCUCUCGUCUUCAGCAGCAAGUCCUGGACCUGGUGAUGGCACAGCGCGAGCUGCAAGAGUCUGAGAGUCAGAGCGGGGUGGCCACGAUAGCGCAACUGGUGCAGCGACAAGCCAAGUGUGACCAGCUCGACGUUUACAUGACCAGAGUUGAGGACCUGGAGGACAAGCUAAAAAUAGGCCUAGAUGCUGCUAUGAACAAAGCACUGAUUUCGGACGAGAGGUGGAGACAGGGCUGAUAAAUCUGCAGGAGAUAU